AAAUGUAAGGACACCCUUCAAGGUCUUGUUAACAGUGUACUAAGUCACAGUAGGGUGAACGUUAGAAAGCUAGCAAGUUUUACCGGUCAAAUUAUGUCCAUGUCAAUUGUCAUAGGUAACGUUGCUCAGAUUAUGACACGUUAUUUAAGUAUGGACAUUAUUCAGGCCCCUCAUUGGGAUUUCUAUGUGUAUUUAAGCACACAAAGUAAGGACCAACUUCGUUUCUGGGAAAAUGAGUUGCCUUCGUUAAAUUGUAGAAGACUCUUUGAAAGUCAUUCUUGUUCAAAGAUAUUUUACACGGAUGCUUCGUCGUACGUGUACGGUGGUUACGAGGUUAGUACAGUUAACGGAGUAGCACACGGUGUUUGGUCACCUGACGAAAUGUUGAAGUCCUCCACGUGGAGGGAGUUAAUGGCUGUGUAUAGAGUCCUGUUGUCAUUGGUUCAAAAUUUGAGGUUUCAGAGGGUAAAAUGGUUUACGGACAACCAAUCCGUUUCAAAAAUUGUAGCUAAUGGUUCAAUGGUACCUGAAUUACAAGAAACCGCUUUAGAUAUUUAUAGAUAUUGCGCGUCAAAUUCUAUUAUCGUAGAAAUGGAAUGGAUUCCAAGGUCCGAAAACGACAAAGGUGAUUAUUUGUCAAAAAUCGUAGAUUACGACGAUUGGGGUGUUUCGCAAGCAAUAGUAGAUAUGGUUCAGAAUAAAUGGGGGAAUCUUGAAGUAGAUUGGUUUGCGUCUGAUUUCAAUGCAAAAUUGCCCUGCUUCUAUACAAGAUUUUGGAACAAAGGUUCCAGUGGCAUAGAUGCAUUUACUGAGAAUUGGUCUGGUAAAUUUGGACUGUUCGUGCCACCAAUUUGUAUCCUUCCGAGAGUUAUCAGGAAAAUGAUUACUGACCAUGUUUUUUUUGGAGUUUUGAUAGUUCCGUACUGGCCGUCUUCAAGCUUUUGGCCUUUAUUAUGUCCACUUGGGACUUUUACAGAUGCAGUGUUAGACUGGAUGUAUUUACCAACAUCAAAGAGUUUUUACACAAUUUGCAAAAACGGAAAAAGGUUGUUUGGAAAUAAGGAUUUAAAUUUCCAAAUGUUGGCACUAUUGGUUAAAUUUUGAUAGAAGGGAGUUAAAUCAUGUACUUAUUUAGAGCAAUUACAGUGCUUUAUUAUCUCCCUUUGCUCCACACAGCUGCACGUAAAACAUAAUUACGUUAAUUGCGUUACAACAUGCUCUCAAAUUGUGGCAUUUCUAAUUUUAACCAGUCAAUUUUGUUUUGCAUUAUAUGAUAAUCACGAGUUUUUAAUUCCUACAGCAUAUUAUAUAUAGCCUUAGGGCAUAUUUGUACGUUUGUACGCUGAUCAAUUACAAAUAUAAAAUGCUUGAUAGUAUAUUUAUUCGCUUUAAAUGUUUUCAGUAGCCAGAAAUUACUCUGUUGAAGUUUUAGAAGCAAAUAUUGUAAAAUUUACACAUGAAUUUAGGCAAACGUAACGCAAAUUAUGUUUUACGUGCGUUAUAGGUCGAGCGCUUUUUACAAUAGUCUGUGAGACAUAUGCACAGUUAUAGAACAUUUAGUUCUCACAAUAGUACCUAAAGUACAUAAAUUUCAUAUAAUGGUCUUGUAGACAUAAUUAUUGCAAUGAAGUAAUGCAUUUUCAUAUAUGUAGGCUUGACAGCCAUUAGAAUAGUCAGCGAAAGAAACGCACGCAUUUAUAUAUACAGGCUCGGCGGACAUUAGAAUAGCCAGUUAAAGUGAUGUACGCAUAUAUACGAAGGCCCGGCGGCCAUUAGAAUAGCCAGUUUUAGAUUCACAAACACGAGAUAGACGAGCUGCCGGAGGUCUUGGCGGACAAGGUGGCCCUUCUCCCUCAGAUACUGCAAAAGUCAAGAGCCGAAAGCACGUGCAAG
Mya arenaria is the source of this 1893-nucleotide messenger RNA. RefSeq lists its product as uncharacterized. NCBI's taxonomy places the organism in Eukaryota, Metazoa, Mollusca, Bivalvia, Myida, Myidae. Gene Ontology annotation, molecular function: nucleic acid binding. The record is from RefSeq and is a predicted model, not a curated record. The coding region runs from base 94 to 1104 and encodes 336 amino acids. The transcript is spliced from 2 exons.